Messenger RNA from Cloeon dipterum, 432 nucleotides. RefSeq names its product frizzled-1-like. Gene Ontology annotation, biological process: non-canonical Wnt signaling pathway; canonical Wnt signaling pathway. Gene Ontology annotation, molecular function: Wnt receptor activity; Wnt-protein binding. The coding region runs from base 1 to 432 and encodes 143 amino acids. The record is from RefSeq and is a predicted model, not a curated record. The transcript has a single exon. Gene Ontology annotation, cellular component: plasma membrane. Lineage: Eukaryota; Metazoa; Arthropoda; Insecta; Ephemeroptera; Baetidae.
AUGAAGAUUUUGGGCUUCUUCUUAUGGACCUCCUGGUUUUGCAUCUCUGUCUCCUUGGCUUUGCAUCCAAAAUGUGAGCCCAUCAGGAUUCCUUUCUGCACGGAACUGCCGUACAACAAGACCAUCAUGCCCAACCUGGUGAACCACCAGAUCCAGGAGGACGCCGGGCUGGAGGUGCACAUCUACUUCCCGCUGGUCAAGGUCAACUGCAGCCCCGACAUGAAGCUUUUCCUCUGCAGUGUCUACACACCCAAGUGCAAUAACCUAGGCGUGCCACUUCCGCCGUGCAAAGACCUUUGUCUGUCGGCAAAAAAUGGUUGCGGUCCCCUGAUGCAACGUUUUGGUUUCGCCUGGCCUGACGUCUUGAAUUGUGACAAGUUUCCCAAUCCAGGAGAUGGAGUCCUUUGCUAUGCUAAACCAACCUCCGUCUAG